Messenger RNA from Cydia strobilella, 3646 nucleotides. It is a transcript of the gene slv, whose product is annotated as sugar transporter SWEET1. The coding region runs from base 97 to 756 and encodes 219 amino acids. Gene Ontology annotation, biological process: carbohydrate transport. The record is from RefSeq and is a predicted model, not a curated record. The transcript has 5 exons. Gene Ontology annotation, cellular component: membrane. Lineage: Eukaryota; Metazoa; Arthropoda; Insecta; Lepidoptera; Tortricidae. Gene Ontology annotation, molecular function: sugar transmembrane transporter activity.
AUAGCGAUAUCAAUCACGGUUAUUUUCUCAGUUUAAAAAUUACGAGUGCGUGGGAAUGUAUAUGUUAACGUUAAUUUUAAUUUCUAUGUAAUAAAUAUGGCUUUGUCUGAAUUUAAGGAACUUAUUAGCGGCUUAGCCGUCGUUACAACAGUAUUGAAUUUUUUGGCUGGAAUGUUGGUUUGCAAGCAAUAUGUGGUUAAUAGAUCUACAGCCGAAACAUCGCCACUGCCUUUUCUUACCGGUGUUCUGGCAUCAGCCUUGUGGCUCAUGUAUGGGAUUACCAAGGACGAUAGUAAGAUAAUACUAGUGAACACAAUAGGAAUAACACUCAUGACAUUGUAUUCUCUUGUGUUCUAUAUGUAUACCUACAAGAAGUCCACUACAUUUAAGCAGAUGGUCUUUACAAUGGGCUUGCUUGUUUCGUCUGUAGGAUAUUUAAGAUUUGAGGAGGAUAAAGAAAUUCUUCUUGGCCGACUGGGAACAGUUGCAUGCCUCGUCACACUGCUGGCAAUAGCUGCUCCAAUGAGCAAGCUGUUCUAUGUGUUAAAAGUGAAGAGCACAGAAUGUCUCCCGUUCCCUAUGAUCCUCAUGUCAUUCUUCGUGUCGAGUCUCUGGUUCCUGUAUGGUGUUAUAGAGGAAGAUAAUUAUUUAAUACUACCAAAUAUAGUCGGCGCGGGGCUUUCGGUGUUCCAGCUUUCGCUGUUCGUUGUCUUCCCCCGGACGCCUCCUCUCUUGCCUAAGAGCGUGUUAGCGUAAUCUACAGACUAACAGGCUAAUGAAUACCUGUUGUGCUGAGAAUGAUGUAAGUUUUUCUAUGUUUUACUAAUAGGUGUUAGGGCAUUACUAUGGCUGUGUUGGCUGUUUCCUAGAGACUAUGAUGCACUUCGCACAUAGCAUACAUACUAUUAGCGUGCGUAUCAUUUAGUACCAGAAAAAAAAUUGGCAGGCACUUUUUAGUAGGUUGGCAAAUCAGGUUUUAGGUUACUUUCCGUUCAUGUCUUCUCGGAUAUGGGUAAAUAUGGUAUCAAAGGAUAUUAUACUGAAUGCAUUGAUACCAAAUAUACCCAUAUCCGAGAUGACAUGAGCGAAAAUCAAUUUCUAGAGGACUUCUAGACAAAAAAACGACUCACUUAAUUUGUGAAAUAUUGUAACACCUUAGUGAGUAUUGCCAAUAUAAUAGCAAGCUUGAAAUGAAAAAGGCAUUAAAACAAAUGUUAUAAAGGGAAUUAUGUGACUAACUAUUAAAAAGUUAGAAUAGAAUAGAAUAGAAUUUCUUUAUUUGCCAGAAUACGUGUAUAAGUUGACAACAGAAAAGGUUUACAUGUAUCAGUAUUCAGUCGAGGACACGACAUGCAAAUAAUUGACAAUUUAAUAAUUUUAACAUAAAAUAAAAGUACAAUAUAGAAAAUAUUACGACAGAAAUGAAAACAGUGGGUAAUUUUUCCUGUUAAAAAAACUAAUAAUAAGUUGGUAACAAUUUGAAUAUUAAAUAAUAAAAGAUAGGUUAGAUACGCAUUUGAGUUCAUUCUUAUUCUUGAUGACAAUUUUUAAAGAUCUCUGAUUCUGAUCAAGCAGAUAUAAUUUGUUACUUGUAGAAUUUGAGUAGUUACUAAUGCCCAAUAUAGACGGUUCAAGAAGUUGUAUGCGAUUUUCGUUACAUUGCGAUAUUUGGUCGAUCGUCUGAAUUCAUUGUACUCCGUAGUUAGCAGUGUAUCGAAUAUUGCAGGCAAGUUAUUGAACCGUCUAAAUGGGGCUUAACAUAUAUUUUUAUAGUUGUCAGUUAAUAUUUUUAUGUCCAUGACAUAACAUAAAGUACCUAUUGCUUAAUUGUAUGAAAAAAAGCUUUGGUACGAUCUGAUUGAGUGAUCUUCCAGGUAAUAGAAUAGAAUAGGAUUAUUCUAAUGUGUAAUAAUAUAUUUAAAAAAAGUCAAUUAUACAGAGACUAAUUAUUUAAUAUAACUAUAUAUUUUGUGUUGUUUGAUAUUUUAAUGAAUCAUUCAAAUAAUUUUUAACUAUGUGUAAGCAUGUAGUGCUAGUUUAGGUGACAAGGAUUGUAUUUUAAAUAAUUGACAUUUAUUACCUUAAAGCUGCCUUCCACUUAGGCGGAGAUGAGAGGAGUCGUGUGGGAAUCAACCAAUUGGUUGUAAUCCAGCGGAGCGGAGAAGAAAUGUGGAUUGCUAUUGGUUGAUUCUCGCACGUCUUCUCUCAUCUCCGCUCACUAACGCCUCAGUGGGAAGGCAGUCUAAGUGUUUUAUAGUUUGAUCAAUUCCCAUUAUAGGUGUUAUCAAUCAAUCAAUCAAAACACUAGCUGUAAGCAGUGAACGGAAGUGUGAGAUAUACAUAUCAUACAAUAAAUUUAUGCUAAUACCUAUGCCCGUGGCGGCGUAAUUAUGGUUGUCUAUAAAGUAAUUAUGAAUUAUUAACUCAUCAUAUUAUAUUGUCAAGUAGUAAAAAAAGAAAAAGCGCUGGUGGCCUAACGGUAAGAGCGUGCGAUUUUCAAUCCGAAGGUUCAAACCCCGGCUCGUACCAAUGAGUUUUUCGAAACUUAUGUACGAAAUAUCAUUUGAUAUUUACCAGUUGCUUUUCGAUGAAGAAAAACAUCGUGAGGAGACCAAUAAGGCCUUGUUUCCCCUCUGGGUUGGAAGGUCAGAUGGCAGUCGCUUUCGUAAAAACUAGUGCCUACGUCAAUUCUUGGGAUUAGUUGUCAAGCUAACCCCAGGCUUCCAUGACCCGUGGCAAAAAUGCGGGGAUAACGCGAGGAAGAAGAUAUGUAUUGACAAGUAAUAAAUACCUACGUACAAAGUAAAUUAUUUUAGUAGAAUAUUUCAUUUCAUUUUUCAUUUUUAUUUAUUCAUAAACAAUAAUACAUUGUGUUUGAAUGUUUACAUUAUUAAAUAAAACAUGCCUAUAUACAAAUAAUUUACAAAUUAAAUAAUUUCAUUUAUUAGGUAUACUUUACUGUGGUGCUGUGCUAUAUGGGUAAUAUUUUCAGUGAAUUGUUACUACUUUUAAAUAAAUGUUGACUUUAUGUUAAAGAUUUGUAAUUGAUAAUGAUAAAACAUUAAAUAUUUUUUGACUUCAAUUUAACACUGCCUACACUUAUAUUUUUUAUCGGAAUGUAAGUAAAAGUUUUAUAGCUACCCUAAUGUAAAUUCCAAAAGGAAUCUAAAUUUAUAUAUUUUUUAACAGUAUCACCCAUUUAUCAUGCUUACCAUUUUACUCUUUAUUAUUACACCGUUCGGUACUAAAGUAAUUUAUUAUCAUUGAUCAAUAGUGGGCUGUAAGGGAUUAGUUUCAUAAAAUUCCGUCUGUCUUUUGUCAAUGUCAUGUUACUUCAAAUAUAGUCCGUCGCGCGUCGCUGGCGACGCCCAUGAAGCUUGGCCCGACUAUCGGGAAUACAUGCAGUCUAACGGAUCCUUAUAAAACUAAGCCUACAAAUAACAAUAGACAAUGAACCGUUGAUUCUUAAAAACUACCUAUACAAUGUUUAUUGUUAGACAUUAUGUUAAAGGUUAAAGGGUGGUUAAUGUUCGCAUUUACUACAGUGUAUGCCUCAAAAAAUAACAGAACAGCCAAACUAUAUAAUAUAGGUCAUUAUCCCUGUUAAUUGUUACAAUUUUAAAAUAAAAUUUUGGAAUUACAUAAA